UAUUUACUUCACGACUGCGCAGUAAAAAACGCUAAACGUUUCGCAUUGCAGGGUGCGAGCAAUGGUUAAGUAACGAAAAUAUAUUUGCUAAAGUAUGUGCCCUAUUAGGUUUAGUAUAGAAAAAUGGUUAUUAAAGUUUUGAGACUAAAUAAUUUUAGAUAAAUUCUGUAUUUGUGCUACAAAUGCCUCCGAAAAAUAGCAAUGCGAUGGAUUACCGUUUCUUACAAACGAACUACAUUUAUGUAUUUCAUAUUAUUAUUUCUAUUAUAUUUAUUAUAUGUGUUGAAUACAUCCUUAGUUGAUAAACAUGUGACACCAGUUAAUAUUGCUGGACCCAUAUCUCAUUACAAGAGUGCAUUUUUUCAAUUGGCUGCUUUAUUAGGUUUAAAUUUGGAACAAGGCUACGAGUACCGGAGAUUUCAAAAAAAUGUUACGCCAAUUAAAAAAUUGCCGGAUGCCCUUAUUAUAGGAGUAAAGAAAUGUGGCACAAGAGCUCUACUAGAAUUUUUGCGGCUUCAUCCAGACGUGAGAGCUGCCGGUUCAGAAGUCCAUUUUUUCGAUAAAUAUUAUCAUAUGGGGUUCGAGUGGUACAGAGAAAAAAUGCCACCGACUUUAGAAGGGCAGAUCACUAUGGAAAAGACUCCAUCCUAUUGGGUGACAAAGUCAGCGCCGAAACGCGUGUAUGCUAUGAAUCCUGCGGUAAAGCUUAUUGUUGUGGUCAGGGAUCCUGUUACAAGAGCGAUUAGUGACUAUACACAAUCUGCCAGCAAACGACCAGGUCUACCUCCAUUCGAAGAGUUUGCCUUACUAAAUAGUUCUAUUCAAUGGGGCGGAACAUAUUCCGUUGAUGCAUCAUGGCCGCCAGUGAGAUUGGGCAUAUACGGGCGGCCUUAUCGUCGGUGGCUCAGGCGCUUUCCCAAGUCUCGGCUUCUACUUGUUAAUGGGGAGAGACUGGUUGCUGAUCCGGCUGCUGAAAUGAUGAGGGUCCAGGAUUUUCUCGGGCUCAAACGUAUAAUAACAGAGAAACAUUUUUAUUUUAAUUCUACGAAGGGCUUUCCAUGUCUUCUAAAAUCUGAAACGAAGCCGAUUCCACACUGUUUGGGCAAAAGUAAGGGAAGAAAUCAUCCACGAAUCAACCAGUCGGUCAUCAACCGACUCAAAGAGUUCUACAAACCACACAAUGAAAAGUUUUAUCAACUUUCUGGUGUAAAUUUUAGUUGGCCUUAAACCAAAAAUGAUAACAAUAGAUCCGCAACUUAAAAAAAAAAUUAAACAUUCAUCGUCAUUAAUGAUUAUGUGUGAAUUUUUCAGAUAGGAAAGCUUUAUGAUUAAUGCACUAUGGGUUAGAAUCAGAAUGAGAAACGAACUUAGCGCAAUUAACGAAAUUCAACACAUUGUUGAGGUAGGUACCUACGGGGAUUCAGAUAUUUAGUGUUAAUUGAGACUCCCGUUUAUUGUAUUCCUUUACUACCCGUAAAGGAACAUUAUUAGUUACUUAGUCUCAGUGUAGAUUGUUUUAAUUUACAUAUCGAACACUCGUAGGUACUAAGUUUAACGUAAUUAAGUAGAAUGAAUAUAAAGCACGUAGACGUCCAUAACUUGUUGUGACUGUGAUUCACCUUGUAUAAGGUGGCUAUAAAUUAAGUAUAAAUUUCAACAAUACGUAUCAAUUUACUAGGUUUUUAUACUUUACACACGUGACCCGUAACGUAACGUAACGUAAAAGAGUAAGGGCAAACGAAUUUGUGUGAGAAUGAAAUUGGCUCACGCAAAUCCGAUGUUCGAUCACGCCUAUCGUAAAGUAUUUUUAGUCAGUCUUUAGGUAUAGGUACAGGUAUUAGUUUAUUUCACAAAUUUUGAAUAUCAUUCACCUAGUACUUGCAACUCCAUGUAACCUAUAACACGUGGAAGAUUGAAAUUAACUAGUUUAAUGAUACUAAGAAAAGCAAUGUUUAUAUGAAAUAUAGAAACAAAAUAAUUGAUGAAUGCAAUUCCGAAAAUAUAUUCAGACUUUAAAACUUGAUUAACAAGUGCUCAAAUAAAAGGUUUUAAUCAAAUGAAAUUUAAGGCAUAUAAUUAUACAAUUU
Messenger RNA from Pieris rapae (cabbage white), 2087 nucleotides. RefSeq names its product heparan sulfate glucosamine 3-O-sulfotransferase 3A1 (gene Hs3st-B). Gene Ontology annotation, molecular function: [heparan sulfate]-glucosamine 3-sulfotransferase activity. Lineage: Eukaryota; Metazoa; Arthropoda; Insecta; Lepidoptera; Pieridae. The transcript has 6 exons. The coding region runs from base 202 to 1227 and encodes 341 amino acids. The record is from RefSeq and is a predicted model, not a curated record.